CGACCCGACGUACUCCACCGUAAAGCGCGACUGUUUCAGGACAAACACAUGGGACAGAGUAGAAGCAACGCGUGAGAACAUCAGAAAACAGGAUGGAAGCCAAACCCAAAAAACCCUUCACACCCAAAGAUGGGAAGAAGCUGACACACAAAGGAAAAGAUUCUAUCGGGACCAAACUGGGAGGGAAACCCGGCGGGAAAAAGCCUUUCAAAGCCUACAACAGCACAGAGAAGAAGAACCGCGACGGAAACAACAGGGAACGCAAGUUCACCAAAACAGACAAAGGAACGAAGAAGAGAAAACUACCACACGGCAAAGUUAAAGAGGGAGGAGGUCCAGCGUCUAAAAAGAUGAAGAAAGGAUCGUCAGAACAGACGAAGGAGGAGAUGAAGAAGGAGCGUCUGCGGAAGAAGAAGGAGCUGAAGAGGACCAGGCAGCAGGCGGAGAGGAAGGACAUGUUCGACAUCAUCUGUAAGGCCAAGAAGGUGUGGGGAGAACUGAGGAGGAAAAACUGUAAAGAAGAAGUGAAGAAGAAACUGAUGAAGGAGAUGCAUGAUCUGAUCAGAGGGAAGAUCAGACAGAUGGCGUUUGCUCAUGACUCCGUCCGCGUCCUCCAGUGUUUCAUCCAGUUCGGCAGCAACGAGCAGCGACAGGAGGUGUUGGAAGAGCUCAAAGACGACGUCAUCGCUCUGUGUAAAUCUCAGUACGGUCGACACGUGGUGAAGAAGCUGCUGAUGUACGGGAACAAGGAGGUGCUGGCGGCGCUGAUGCAGGCCUUUAAAGGCCACGUUCGGCCCAUGCUCCGCCACGCCGCCGCCUCCUCCAUCAUCGAAUACGCCUACAACGACAAGGCGGUGCUCGCCCAGAGGCUGAUGCUGACGGAGGAGCUGUACGGAAACACCUUCACCUUCUGUAAGUCUUCAGUGUGUAACACCAUCGAGAAGGUGUUGGAGGCCAAUCCAGACAAAAGGAACAGCAUCCUGGACGAGAUGAAGCAGAUCCUCACCCCCAUGGCUCAGAAGGAGCAGGUCAUCAAACAUUCACUGGUCCAUAAAGUCUUCCUGGACUUUUUCCAGUUUGCACCCGAAAAAAUGAGAGCGGAGUUGAUCGAGUCCAUCAGGGAGGCCGUCGUCUACAUGGCGCACACGCACGACGGCGCCCGCGUGGCCAUGAACUGUCUGUGGCACGGAACGGCAAAGGACAGAAAAGUCAUCAUCAAAACCAUGAAGACGUACAUGGUGAAGUUCGCCACAGGGGAGUUCAGUCACCUGGUUCUGCUGGCCGCCUUCGACUGCGUGGACGACACCAAACUGGUCAAACAGGCUGUGCUGUCGGAGGUGCUGUCGUCUCUGGAUGAGGUCAUCAGUAAUAAAUAUGGGAAGAAGGUCCUGCUGUACCUGCUGAGUCCACGAGACCCCGCCCACCUGGUCCCAGAGAUCAUCAAGGUCCUGGAGAAAGGAGACGGGAACGCCCACAGUAAAAAGGACACAUCCGUCCGGAGGAAGGAGUUGCUGGAGGUGGUGUCUCCUCCGCUGCUGGACUAUCUCCGUGACAACGCCGCCGGCAUGGUAACAGACAAGGCCACCAGCGUCACCGUCAGCGACAUCCUGGCGUCGGCCUGCGGCGACCUUCGACCCGCCAUGACUGCCGUAGCUCAGCUGGCCAAUCAGGAGCUGUUACCAGGAGGAACCAACGGGCAGCUGCACAUGGCAGAACAUCCAGCAGGACACCUGGUCCUGAAGUGGCUCAUAGAACAGGACCUGGGUCUGGCAGAGGCCGGCAAGGAAGAGCGCUUCGGGCGGAUCCUGGUGGACACGGUGGGGAAGCAGAACCUGCAGACGUGGAUCCGGGUCAACAGAGGCGCCAUGGUUCUGUGCAGCCUCCUGAACAGCUGCGAUAAGUCGGUGUCGGAGGAGGUGAAGGCGGCGCUGGAGCCCGUCGUCCCGGAUCUGCGCCGAUGCUGCAGCAGCAAAGGAUCCGAAAUCCUAUUGGAGAACCUGAGCAAGUGACGCCUGUGACACGUACAGGCCACGCCCACACACGGAGGCGGACAUGGACAGUAGUUUAUAAGGACUGAAUGAGUUCAAUAAAAGUGGAACGAACAGACGCUGCAGACUGAGGCCGUUUACACCUGCACCAGAAAUCUGAUCAGUAUCUGAUUAUUAUUGAUCAUCAACAGGAUAAUCUGAUUACAACAGAUCACAUUAACACACACACACAUAUAAAUACAGAUUAAUGUGAUUUAUUUAGUUCUGUCACAUCUGAACAUGAGUCAAACAAAACUAAACAAAAACUGAAUAAAAGAAUGAACAAAAUGAUGAAAGACUGAACCAAAAUGACUUCAGUACAGAAUAAAAUGAGCAAAAUUAAACCCGAGUUUAGUCAAUAACAGCAACUUUUAUUAGGGAUGCACUGAUACCACUUUUUUCCAGACAAAGUACGAGUACUUCCAUUUGAGUACUUGCCGAUACUGAGUACCGAUACGAGUACUUAAUUCCAUUCCAGUUGUUAGU
Messenger RNA from Sphaeramia orbicularis (orbiculate cardinalfish), 2513 nucleotides. Its product is annotated as pumilio homolog 3-like. The record is from RefSeq and is a predicted model, not a curated record. Gene Ontology annotation, biological process: regulation of translation. Gene Ontology annotation, molecular function: mRNA binding. NCBI's taxonomy places the organism in Eukaryota, Metazoa, Chordata, Actinopteri, Kurtiformes, Apogonidae. Gene Ontology annotation, cellular component: nucleolus. The transcript is spliced from 18 exons. The coding region runs from base 93 to 2009 and encodes 638 amino acids.